Electrophorus electricus (electric eel) is the source of this 4821-nucleotide messenger RNA. NCBI's taxonomy places the organism in Eukaryota, Metazoa, Chordata, Actinopteri, Gymnotiformes, Gymnotidae. The record is from RefSeq and is a predicted model, not a curated record.
UCCCAUGUUUUAACCACAGAGCUCCCGUCCCCAUCUAGUUCCCCUUCACCAUCUUCCCACACUACCCUCUGCCAUGGUAACUGUCCUGGCACUUUGAAAAAUCUUAAUUUUUUCAUGAUGUAAAGAGGUUUCACCUGUGGAUUAUAAGGGGGACAAACAACAUUUAUUGAGGGCCUUAACAUCAACUGGGUGGAACCAUUCCAAUAGGACUACGCAGGCAAAACUACAAGAACUGAAGUAACUACAGCAAACCCCACUGAAGGAACAGAGCCCACAUCUUGUGCCAGUAUGGACCGCCAGAAUGCAGAAGUUGUACAGUCAACCUCUCCUAAAAUUACAAGCCAUGGUUUCAUGAGAGUCUUAAGCCACCCAGCACAAUGGCUGAUCAUCAUCACUCUUCUGAUAUCUUGGUCAACAGCUGGCAUUCUCUUGUUUGACUUUGUGAGUCCCGACCAGCUAACUACUUUUCAAGAUAUACGUGCUGAUCCCAUGGUAGCGCUGAACAAAGCUGUUGAGGGCAUUGCAGACAGAAUGAGCAACAUUCUUACUGAUACCCAUAAGUAUGUUCCAAAUGUGAUCUUUGAUCCAGUGGGUGCUGUUAUCAAGUGGUCUGACACGUCUGUGGCUUUCCUGUCAGGAAUAACAUUACUUGGUGACGUAAAUGAAGGAGUCAUUGGGUUCCUUAAACUUGGUAGUGGUGCAUUAGAUGACAUGAAUGAUUUGCUUAGGACCCUGGUUGGCUAUCUGUUCCAUUUGUUUGAAGAUCUAUUGAAUGCUGCAAUCAUCCAUCCACUACAAAUAGCCAGCAAAGCAGCUGCAGAUAUUUCAAACAAAGCCAAGGCCUCCUCAGACUCUCUCUUAAACAGAUUCCAGGGUUUUGAAGGUGCCAUUCCUGACAUUAACUUUGAUCCACUAAAAGUUGUCAUAGACACUGCUGAGGAAUUUGCUGACAGGAGAGACAUGUUAUUGGCCUAUGUCUCUAAUGUCCUGGUGCAAGAUAAAGAUGAUACGCCACAUGUCAUCCGAAGAAAAGGAGAAUUUCUGCCACCUAUGGAAAAAGUUCUGGAACAAAAAAGAAUAGCCAUAGAGAAAAGAGCUCGGGAGGAGGCAUACAGGAUCCUUCAAGAUAUGAGAGCAGGAACGGCUGCCAGAAUCGCAGAGGACAUUCAAGCACAAAAAAAUGAGAAAAAAACAGAGAAAGAGAAGGAACAAGGAAAGGAAAACGUGGAAACAACCACACAAAGCCCUAGACCAAAAGAAAAACUUAAAGAAGAAAUAACUGUGACCGCAAAACUUAAAGAGCCAGAUAUAAAAAAGGAGAUUAAACCAAAGCUUGCCAAGAAAGGGGCUGAAGUUACCAAGGAGAAGGUUAGACCAGUCCCAGUCAAGAAAGAACCUGAUGCUCUGAAGGAAAAGCCAAUAGUUGAACCUACACCAAAGAAAGAGGCUGGAGCCAAGGAGAAAGCUAAACGAGCUCCAGCGGAGGAGGCUGAAGUUACCAAGGAGACGGUUAAACCAGUUCCAGUCAGGAAAGAAGCUGAACCUGCUCCAAAACAUAAGCCUGCUGAGAAGAAAGAGGCUGAAGUUGCCAAGGAAAAACCUAAACUAGUCGCAGUGAAGAAAGAACCUGACACAGCUCCCAAAGAAAAGGCAAAACCUGAACCUGCUCAGAAAAAAGAGGCUGAAAUUUCCAAGGAGAAGGUUAAACCAGCCCUAGUGAAGGAGGCUGAAUUUCCCAAGAAGAAAGUUAAACCAGUCUCAGUCAAGAAAAUACCUGAAACGGCACCAAAAGAAAAGGCAAAACCUGAACCUGCUCCAAAAAAAGAGCCUGAAGUUGCAAAGGAGAAGGUUAAAUCAGUCCCAGUAAAGAAAGAACCGGAACCUGUUCCAAAGGAAAAGACAAAGCCUGAAACUGUUCCUAAAGAAGCUGAAGUUUCCACAGAGAAGGCUAAACAUAUCCCAGUCAAGAAAGAACCUGAAGCAGCAGCAAAAGUAAAGGCUAAACCUGAAUCUACUCCAAAAGAAAAGGCUAAACUUGAACCAAAGAAAGAGGAUGAUGUUUCCAAGGAGAAGGUUAAACAAGUCCCAGUCAAGAAAGAACCUGAACCUGCUCCAAACGAAACAGCAAAACUUGAACCUGCUCUAAAGAAAGAGACAGAAGUUGCAAAGGAGAAAGCUAAACCUGUACAUGUCAAGAAAGAACCUGAACCUACUCCAAAGGAAAAGACAAAACCUGAGCCUGCUCCAAAGAAAGAGGGUGAAGUUUCCAAGAAGAAGGUUAAACCAAUUCCAGUCAAGAAAGAACCUGAAGCUGCUCCAGAAGAAAAGGCAAAACCGGAACCUGCUCUGAAGAAAGAGGCUGAAGUUACCAAGGAGACGGUUAAACCAGUUCCAGUCAGGAAAGAAGCUGAACCUGCUCCAAAACAUAAGCCUGCUGAGAAGAAAGAGGCUGAAGUUGCCAAGGAAAAACCUAAACUAGUCGCAGUGAAGAAAGAACCUGACACAGCUCCCAAAGAAAAGGCAAAACCUGAACCUGCUCCAAAAAAAGAGCCUGAAGUUGCAAAGGAGAAGGUUAAAUCAGUCCCAGUAAAGAAAGAACCGGAACCUGUUCCAAAGGAAAAGACAAAGCCUGAAACUGUUCCUAAAGAAGCUGAAGUUUCCACAGAGAAGGCUAAACAUAUCCCAGUCAAGAAAGAACCUGAAGCAGCAGCAAAAGUAAAGGCUAAACCUGAAUCUACUCCAAAAGAAAAGGCUAAACUUGAACCAAAGAAAGAGGAUGAUGUUUCCAAGGAGAAGGUUAAACAAGUCCCAGUCAAGAAAGAACCUGAACCUGCUCCAAACGAAACAGCAAAACUUGAACCUGCUCUAAAGAAAGAGACAGAAGUUGCAAAGGAGAAAGCUAAACCUGUACAUGUCAAGAAAGAACCUGAACCUACUCCAAAGGAAAAGACAAAACCUGAGCCUGCUCCAAAGAAAGAGGGUGAAGUUUCCAAGAAGAAGGUUAAACCAAUUCCAGUCAAGAAAGAACCUGAAGCUGCUCCAGAAGAAAAGGCAAAACCGGAACCUGCUCUGAAGAAAGAGGCUGAAGUUACCAAGGAGACGGUUAAACCAGUUCCAGUCAGGAAAGAAGCUGAACCUGCUCCAAAACAUAAGCCUGCUGAGAAGAAAGAGGCUGAAGUUGCCAAGGAAAAACCUAAACUAGUCGCAGUGAAGAAAGAACCUGACACAGCUCCCAAAGAAAAGGCAAAACCUGAACCUGCUCCAAAAAAAGAGCCUGAAGUUGCAAAGGAGAAGGUUAAAUCAGUCCCAGUAAAGAAAGAACCGGAACCUGUUCCAAAGGAAAAGACAAAGCCUGAAACUGUUCCUAAAGAAGCUGAAGUUUCCACAGAGAAGGCUAAACAUAUCCCAGUCAAGAAAGAACCUGAAGCAGCAGCAAAAGUAAAGGCUAAACCUGAAUCUACUCCAAAAGAAAAGGCUAAACGUGAACCAAAGAAAGAGGAUGAUGUUUCCAAGGAGAAGGUUAAACAAGUCCCAGUCAAGAAAGAACCUGAACCUACUCCAAAGGAAAAGACAAAACCUGAGCCUGCUCCAAAGAAAGAGGGUGAAGUUUCCAAGAAGAAGGUUAAACCAAUUCCAGUCAAGAAAGAACCUGAAGCUGCUCCAGAAGAAAAGGCAAAACCGGAACCUGCUCUGAAGAAAGAGGCUGAAGUUACCAAGGAGACGGUUAAACCAGUUCCAGUCAGGAAAGAAGCUGAACCUGCUCCAAAACAUAAGCCUGCUGAGAAGAAAGAGGCUGAAGUUGCCAAGGAAAAACCUAAACUAGUCGCAGUGAAGAAAGAACCUGACACAGCUCCCAAAGAAAAGGCAAAACCUGAACCUGCUCCAAAAAAAGAGCCUGAAGUUGCAAAGGAGAAGGUUAAAUCAGUCCCAGUAAAGAAAGAACCGGAACCUGUUCCAAAGGAAAAGACAAAGCCUGAAACUGUUCCUAAAGAAGCUGAAGUUUCCACAGAGAAGGCUAAACAUAUCCCAGUCAAGAAAGAACCUGAAGCAGCAGCAAAAGUAAAGGCUAAACCUGAAUCUACUCCAAAAGAAAAGGCUAAACGUGAACCAAAGAAAGAGGAUGAUGUUUCCAAGGAGAAGGUUAAACAAGUCCCAGUCAAGAAAGAACCUGAACCUACUCCAAAGGAAAAGACAAAACCUGAGCCUGCUCCAAAGAAAGAGGGUGAAGUUUCCAAGAAGAAGGUUAAACCAAUUCCAGUCAAGAAAGAACCUGAAGCUGCUCCAGAAGAAAAGGCAAAACCGGAACCUGCUCUGAAGAAAGAGGCUGAAGUUACCAAGGAGACGGUUAAACCAGUUCCAGUCAGGAAAGAAGCUGAACCUGCUCCAAAACAUAAGCCUGCUGAGAAGAAAGAGGCUGAAGUUGCCAAGGAAAAACCUAAACUAGUCGCAGUGAAGAAAGAACCUGACACAGCUCCCAAAGAAAAGGCAAAACCUGAACCUGCUCCAAAAAAAGAACCUGAAGCAGCAGCAAAAGUAAAGGCUAAACCUGAAUCUACUCCAAAAGAAAAGGCUAAACUUGAACCAAAGAAAGAGGAUGAUGUUUCCAAGGAGAAGGUUAAACAAGUCCCAGUCAAGAAAGAACCUGAACCUGCUCCAAACGAAACAGCAAAACUUGAACCUGCUCUAAAGAAAGAGACAGAAGUUGCAAAGGAGAAAGCUAAACAUGUACAUGUCAAGAAAGAACCUGAACCUACUCCAAAGGAAAAGACAAAACCUGAGCCUGCUCCAAAGAAAUAGGGUGAAGUUUCCAAGAAGAAGGUU